This is a messenger RNA of Polistes dominula (European paper wasp), 1998 nucleotides long. Its product is annotated as saccharopine dehydrogenase-like oxidoreductase. The record is from RefSeq and is a predicted model, not a curated record. Gene Ontology annotation, cellular component: mitochondrion; lipid droplet; plasma membrane. Lineage: Eukaryota; Metazoa; Arthropoda; Insecta; Hymenoptera; Vespidae. Gene Ontology annotation, biological process: glycolipid biosynthetic process.
GUUGCACAUUGUAGAAUACAAGAGUUCUUUAAAUAGUGAAUGUAAUUUUUUUUUAUUCAGCAAUCUUCUGUCAAGUCAUAUGUUAAGAUAUAGUAAAAAAAAAAAUUUCUAUGCAGCUGCUAUAUAAGCUGAAAGUUAUAAGUCUUUUAACGUAGCAAAGCAAGCAAUCACAGAUACGAAAUUAUAUGCAAUAUAAGAAACUUAAUACUCUCGGCAAUCUAUCUAAUAAUUGACAUAAUACAUUACGACUAGAUUUAUUUAUUCAUUAUCAAAAGACUACACAUUUUGAUUUGAUUUUACUUUAAUUAGGAUAAUUAAUAAUAUCAGGGAUAAUAAAAAUAUUAGUGGAAGAAGAAACUUGUUCGAGCACAGUGACACAUCAUCAUUCCUGUUAUAGUAUUAUUAAAUGUGCUUAUUUUCAAAUUUUUAAUUCCUAGUGCAAUAUAAAACCAAAUUAAAAGUGAUCCUCUUAAAACACAAUUAAAAUCUUGCAUAUUGCGCGUUUAUGCUGUAAAGUAUUAUCAUCAAAAUGGAGAACGAAAAAUUGGAUGUAAUAAUAUUUGGUGCUACUGGAUUUAGUGGAAAAUACGUGGUUAAAGAAGCGGCACGUUAUAUAAAAGAAAAUAAUUUUACUUUUGGAGUAGCUGGACGCAGAAAAGAGGCAUUAGAAUCCGUUCUUAAAGAACACGCACCAGAUCUUAGUAUUCCUAUCAUUAUUGCGGAUGUAAAAGAUGAACAAUCUAUUAAUAAAAUGGUAGAGAAAGCAAAAGUGCUAAUUAAUUGUAGUGGUCCAUUUGCUUUUUGUGGAGAACCUGUUAUUAAAGCUUGUAUAGCUGCUAAAACUCACUACGUUGAUAUAAGUGGAGAAACUAUGUUCAUAGAAGAAAUGGUAUUGAAGUAUAACGAAGCAGCACAAAAAGCUGGCGUCUAUAUUAUAAGUGCUUGUGGUUUUGAUAGCAUUCCUUCUGAUCUUGGUAUCAUAUUUACACAACAAAAGUUUGGCGGCGAAGUUAAUAGCAUUGAAGAAUACAUUAGUAUAUCARAUCAYGUAAARCUWARCAAACCUWUAKUAMACUUUACAACUUUGGAAAGUSYUAUUAAURUAUUGGGCAAUAUUGAKAAAUUACGUGAAAAUCGUARRAAAYUAUUYUYCAAAAAAUUACCAGAAUUUAAGCCCAAAUUAAAUAUAAAACGCAGGCUUCCGCACAAAUCUCCUUUUACAAAUAAUUAUUCAGUGUUAUUCGUUGGUCCAGAUUAUUCAAUAGUUCAUCGCACACAAAGAUUUUUGUAUGAAGAAUAUAAUCAAAGACCUGCUCAGGUUGCAAUAUAUUUAAGUAUCAAAGCUAAAUUUCUAACGAAAAUUAUUGCAWUAAUGCUAUUAUUAAUAACUCUUGUUCUUUCAAAAUUUUCAUCUGGACGCAAUUUAAUAUUGAAGUAUCCUGAAMUAUUUACUWACGGRUUWGUKAGUCGAAAAGAGCCGAGUGAAGAAGCAUUGAACAARAUYGAGAUAUGUSYAACUUUYUUAACACGUGGUUGGACUGAAAAAUUAAGYGAACCUUCCGACGUUCAUUCGGAUMCACCAAAUAAGGAGAUGGUGACAAAAGUYACUUGUAMCAAUGKAUAUUAUAUUACUGCUAUUAGCGUAUUAUUUAGCGCUCUUACUAUUUGUAAAGAAUCUGAUAAAAUGCCUCAAAGUGGUGGGGUUCUCACUGCUGGUGCUGCAUUUAGUAAGACUUCUUUGAUUAAUACAUUAAAUAAUCAUGGUCUUAAAUUUGAAGUUGUUUCAUCCAUUGAAAAAUGAAGGUAUUGUUACUAUGGUCUAAUGUAAGUGUACAAUAUUUCAUUAACGAUUCAUGAUGAUAAGCAUAAAUUUUUGAUAUUUUACUUACUAAAUGUACUCUUACAAAAAUGAAAUUCACCUAUUUAUAUAUUCUUAACGAAGGUGCUUGGUUUAUAAGAAAUUCAUAAAGUACUAUGAAAUUAUGGAUGUCAAUAAGG